UAGUCACCCCGUAGUUGUUGUUUUUUAACUAGACAGGUGCUUGUACUUAACCUGUGUACCUUGUACUUUUAGAUCAAACUCCCCAACGGUCCAACACGGAGAGUGGAUUGAUGCCUAAGUUGGGUGUCUUGGAAUUUGGAUGGAGCUUUUGAAGGCUGCACAGCGCAGAGGUGUUACAGUUUGCUGUGGUAGGGCAUUCCGAAGAAAAGUGGCUUUAGAAAAAAAUGACUGGAUAAAUUAAGGGGGUAGAUGUAUGAUGCAUGGUGGCCUUCAAACUGCUUGUCGUGGGUUCUCCUGGAUCUGGUAGUUUUCUGUCAAUGUCGAUGUCCUACAUGUAGUUAAGCUGGAGUGUGGCUAGUCGUUGCGUCUGUCACCUGGUCUCAAUGCAUGGGAUUCCGAAUGGAUUUGGCUCUGAAGGAGUGGCCACACACAUGACACACAAACCUGGCUACUCUUCGUUGAACUUUUUGAAGGACAUUCCCAGAUUUUCUUGGUUCCUGGGUUCCAAGCGGCAGAGGCAUACUCCUCUGUGGUUGGACAUUGGUUUGGUCGUAUUUUGCUCAAUGCAGCAAGGCAAGUACUGGUGCAUGUGUUGAUGAAUAUGAAUGUAUUUACUGAAGCUUUCGUGAAGGUUUCAAUUGAAUGUGUGUGCUGUGUACUACCGCUAACGUGUACAGAAAUGGAAUCGUAAUAUAAGUGUAUACAUGAACUGGAGUUGCCCUGCUUUUUACAUGUACAUCUAUGUUUUGGAUAAGAGAAGCAAAACCUGUAUGUGAACCAGUCAACUUCCAUCUGAGCUGUUGCGGAACAUUUUUUAGUUCUUCAAUGACCAAUACUUAACGCGAUAAGAUGGCUGCAUAUCGCCUCAAGUUGCGACUCCUUACAGUCGUGCUCUUCGCCAUUGCAGCUCUAGUUUCCUACAGUGCUCUACAACAGUCAUCCCGUCUUUUCCGGCAAUUGGAAGUGGACAGUUUGGAGGAGUUUCCUGGACAACCACAUCCACGAGAUGUCAAACCUACUGACCACAAAAAACGUGGAAUCCCUGUCGUCGAUAAGGGGAAAUCAAAUGAGAAACCGGGCGACGGCCCGCAAUUCGAACGGAAUCAUCCGGGAAACGUUUCAGGAGCUGUUCAACCAAAGUGCAGCGCCACCGUUACGAUUUUGGUACCGUCGAUGCGGCCGUUCAAAGCGUGGAGGGAGUAUGAGCACCUCAUGAGCGAGUUCUCACACCACUCCACCCAGCUGGGCGACGCCAACCUGAGGAGUCUUCACUUGCAGUGUCCAAGUCAGCGCUGUGACGUCGAUAUCCGAGUCACGACGGAUGAAGAGUAUCUGAACACUUCCGAUGCAGUUAUCGUGAACAUGUUUCCGAAUGCUUUGAAGGAUAAUCUUCUUGACUUUCUGUCCCAUCUCAGACAAAUCUUGCAUCCCAAGACUCACUGGUUUUUCUACGGAGUGGAGAGCCCGCAGAUGAUGACGUACUGGGAUCCUAAUAUCGCAGAGAUCCAGUACCACCACUCGAUUACGUACCACUCGGAAGCAGACAUCAGGCUCCCGUACGGCAGAUACUUGCCCAACCGUCGUUCUGACCAGAGGUCAUCGACGACGACGCGAGACUGGUCGGCCAAUAAGACGGCCCUGAUCGCCUGGAUGGCCAGCAACUGCGACAACACCUUCUGGCCUCGCUACGAGUUCGUGAUCGAGUUGAAAAAGCACGUCCCGGUCGACAUGUACGGCGGCUGCGGGACUCUGACGUGCCUUCCUGCCAUGUCCGAGAAGUGCACGAAUCUCGUGGCUGGCUACAAGUUCUAUCUCUCGCUGGAGAAUGCCGAGUGCGACGAGUACAUCACCGAGAAAGUUUGGAGUAAUGCUCUGCUCCAGGGAGCGGUGCCUGUCGUUUACGGGGGCAGAAAGGAGGCGUACCAACAGAUCUUGCCUCCCAAAUCCUUCAUCCACAUCGGUGACUUCGACUCCGUUCAGCACCUGGCGUCGUAUCUGCAAAUACUCGACCAGAACGAUAACAUGUACAAUAUGUACCAUGCUUGGCGCGAACGCGGCAGUGUUCAGGCCGUGUACCCGCCAUUGGACCCGCAGCUGUUUUGCGAAGUGGUGCCUUUUGUGUUAACCCCACCCCCUGCGUUUAGAACAGUGAAGAAUAGUGGCUACUUCAAGGCUUGCAAAAGUAGGACUGGAACUUUUGUAGACAAGGAUUCAUUGAAAUCAUUUGUUGCAUGGGAGUAGGCAACGUUUGGGAAAGAACGUAGUAUCCAGACGCCACUUCCGCGGUUGUGUACAAACUGCAUAGAGAGUCAAGAACAUUUUCAAAAGUAUUUCCGAACAAAAUUGGAAUGUUUCUCAGUCCCAGAUUCAUGUCUUUUCAACAUUCAUUGCAAUGAUUGACCUUCAUUGAGAUGAUAUAUGAUGAACAAAAGAGGUGUCAGGAUGCAAGGUUCUUUCCAAAGUUUGUGUAUAGUCUGGCCUAGGGCCUGAUUACACUAGAACUUCCAGUAGAAGCAUGAUUAAAGGGAAUAUACAACAUUUGCAAACAUCGA
Patiria miniata (bat star) is the source of this 2552-nucleotide messenger RNA. RefSeq names its product 4-galactosyl-N-acetylglucosaminide 3-alpha-L-fucosyltransferase FUT6-like. Gene Ontology annotation, molecular function: alpha-(1->3)-fucosyltransferase activity. The record is from RefSeq and is a predicted model, not a curated record. The transcript has 2 exons. Lineage: Eukaryota; Metazoa; Echinodermata; Asteroidea; Valvatida; Asterinidae. The coding region runs from base 850 to 2241 and encodes 463 amino acids. Gene Ontology annotation, cellular component: membrane.